This is a messenger RNA of Carica papaya (papaya), 2389 nucleotides long. Its product is annotated as Protein kinase superfamily protein. Gene Ontology annotation, molecular function: protein kinase activity; ATP binding. The record is from RefSeq and is a predicted model, not a curated record. NCBI's taxonomy places the organism in Eukaryota, Viridiplantae, Streptophyta, Magnoliopsida, Brassicales, Caricaceae. Gene Ontology annotation, biological process: protein phosphorylation.
AGGGAUCUCAGAAGCUGGAAGAAUAAAGAGUUUGUACAACUCAGUUGUGGUUGAAUCUACUAGCGGAUCUGGGGUUCCUGUUGAUGAAGGUAAAGGGAAUAUGCUUGAAAUAUCUUUGGUGCCAGAAGAGAGUAAACAAAACUAUCCUGAGAAAAUGUCUCAGCAACAUCAACUUUCAAAGAUCAAGUCAUCAAACCACAGUGCACAUUCUUCUCCUCGAUCUGUGGCAACGCUACCUGCACCAAGCAAAGUUGUAAAUCAAGAGUCGAAAAUGGAGGCGGAGGUCCUACCGAAAGACUUAGCACCUAAAUCUUCUGUAUCUCAUUCUAAUACUGAUGGCAAAGUGCUAGAGUUGGGCAAAAAUGUUUCUUCAUCCACUAAAUUAGCAAAUAAAGCAGUGUCACCAAAGUGUGGCCGCAAAGGCAAGUUGCAUGCUGUACCUUCUUCUGGCUCAAUCAACAGCAACAGAGUAGGCAAAUUAACAAGAAAUGGCUCACGGAUAGUCAAGCCGGUGCUCAGGAGUAAGGGCUGUGUUAAAAAGAAAAUAAGGCAUGGCUCAGGUGCUGCUACAUACCCAGCGAAGACAUAUAAAGAAGUUGGGAGUGCCUUGGAUAGUAGUGAAGGGCAACUGGUUUGCCAGAGGUGUCAAUGUGCUUUGAACAAUGCUUGUAAAGAAAUCAAUCAAGAGUCUGUUGCAUCUCACCCAAUCAGUUAUAAUGCUGAAGCAGGCAAUCAGAAUUUGAAAUCUGGUGUAGGGAAACCAGGCCUCUCUCCAGAUGACUGCAAUAGAAACAGAGCAGUAGCGCAGAAGGUAACAAAGAAACCAAAAUCAAAAGAAAAGGGUGAAUUUUCCCAAAGCUCUAAAAGUAGCCUUGGGGAGCAUAGCAGUAGUACUAGCAUAAGCGAUGAAAGCAAUAUGAGUGGGUCGAGUUGUGGCAACAGACCCCAUAUGUCAAAGGAUGUUAGGUGGGAAGCAAUUCGCCAUGCUAGGAUGCAGCAUGGAGUCUUAGGUUUGAGACAUUUCAAUCUUCUGAAGAAGCUCGGGAUGGGAGAUAUAGGGACUGUCUAUCUCGCUGAGCUGAUUGGUACAAACUGCCUCUUUGCUAUAAAGGUCAUGGAUAAUGAAUUCUUGGCUAGGAGGAAGAAGACACCGAGGGCCCAAACAGAAAGAGAAAUACUUAGAAUGCUAGAUCAUCCUUUUCUCCCUACACUAUAUGCUCAAUUUACAUCAGAUAAUUUAUCAUGUUUAGUUAUGGAGUAUUGUCCUGGUGGAGAUUUGCAUGUCCUUCGGCAGAAGCAACUUGGUAGGAGUUUCUCUGAACCGGCAGCAAGAUUUUAUGUUGCGGAAGUCCUCCUUGCUUUGGAAUACUUGCAUAUGCUUGGAGUCAUCUACCGGGAUUUGAAGCCAGAAAACAUUUUGGUCCGAGAAGAUGGUCACAUUAUGCUUACAGAUUUUGACCUGUCUCUCAGAUGCACUGUCAGUCCAACUCUCCUGAAAUCAUCUCCAUCUAGGGGGGAUCCUGCAAGAAUUUCUGGUCCCUGCACUGAGUCCAACUGCAUAGAGCCUUUUUGUAUUGAACCAUCCUGUCAAGUCCCAUGCUUCAGCCCCAGGUUUUUACCUGCUGCUGCAAAAAACAGGAAGUUAAAAAAUGACCUUGCAGCUCAAGUCAGAUCAUUGCCACAGCUUGUGGCUGAGCCGACUGAUGCACGUUCCAAUUCCUUUGUUGGAACUCAUGAGUACUUAGCUCCUGAGAUCAUCAAAGGAGAGGGUCAUGGAGCAGCAGUUGAUUGGUGGACAUUUGGCAUCUUCCUUUAUGAGCUUUUAUAUGGUAGAACACCAUUUAAAGGUGCUGGGAACGAAGAAACACUGGCCAAUGUGGUUUUGCAGAGCCUCAAGUUUCCAGAUAGUCCUCUUGUUAGUUUUCAGGCAAGGGAUCUUAUUAGAGGAUUGUUGGUUAAGGAACCAGAGAAUCGGCUGGGAACUGAGAAAGGGGCUGCUGAGAUAAAGCAGCAUCCGUUCUUCGAAGGCUUGAAUUGGGCACUAAUUCGUUGUGCCAUUCCACCCGAACUACCAGAUUUUUAUGAAUUUGGAAUUUCAUCUCAGGAAAGCCAGAGCAAGUACUUGGAAUAUAAUGCGAUGGGAGAGCAUCUUGAGUUUGAGUUGUUCUAGUGAGAAAAUACUGUACCAUUAGGGGGAAGAGCCUCAAGCGAAGAAGCACCCUUCAAACUUAGGCUAUCAUCUUCUGUUGUAACUAAAUGUUUAGCUUAUAAUGUAAAUUAAUUGGAAAAUUUGUGCCAGGGCUGUCAGUCAGAUUUUAGCAUUUUGCACCUUGUGAUGCUCUUUUGAGCACAAUGUGCCACGCCACAUCAAUAUUAGCUCCUUGGUAAA